AUGUCGUACUACGACGAUCGUCGCUACAGCGCACCCCGCGACCGCGGCCGCGGCGGCGGUUCUGCUGCAGAGUAUUUUGACAGCCAUCCACGGGGCCGAGAUGCAAGGAUCGAAAGAGACGCAUAUCCCUCAUACCGGGAUAACGGCUCCAUCGAAGAAAUUCCUCGCGAUUUCCCCCCUGGACGGGACUAUGUCUAUGAGCGCAGUUAUGAAGCCCGCCGUCCGCGCCGACCGGCUUACGAAAAUGUACGCCGUGCGUCUUCUGUUAGCGGUGAUCCAUACUACGAUAGCGGAUAUGGACACUCUCGUCGCUCACGCACUCAAAAAUCUCGGCGUUAUGAUGAUCGUGGUACGUUGCUCUCCUUCCGUCCCUACCUACUGCUUGAGAUAGACGCCCCCGAUUUUCUGCUUUUUUUGGGCUUGUCGCUCGCCCCCUCGUCACAGUCGCCGCAAAUCUAUCGGCGACGCUGCCUGCAGGCCCUCGGUCUGGGCGCUGCUUCAAAAGCCAGUUCCCGCAGUGACCGUGACCGUGAUCGUGAUCAUUACCACGGUCGUGGCCGAGGCCGGUCUCACUCCCGCCAUGGCCGAUAUUCAUCAUCUUCCCGCAGUCGCAGCCGCAGCCGUGAUCGACGCGGCGGAAAACGUGAUAAAAGCGAACAACGCAUGAUGCAGGCCGCCCGCGCAGCUCUGACUGCCGGUGCGGCAGAGGCCUUCCGAUCUCGCAAGGAUCCUGGUGAAUGGGCCGGGGCCAAGGGCAAGCGCGUCUUGACUGCGGCCGUUACUGCGGCCGGUACCGACGGCCUUGUCGAUAAAGAUCCGAACAAGCACGGCACGCGCCAUGUCAUCGAGUCAACUCUUGCCGGUUUGGCUACCAGUCACUUCAUCAAUGGCGGCUCGUCCAAGUCUCGUGAUCGACAUGGACGGGGUCGUUCGUCAACGGGUAGUGGUCUCAAGGACCUCGCUGCAACGGGUGCACUAGCCGCGGCUGGGAAGGAGAUCUUCAAUCGAGUUUCUCGAUCGAAAUCGAAAUCCCGUGGUCGAGACGAUAGUCGUGAUCGCGAUAGCGACGAUGAUCGUCGUGGGACGAAGAAGCGCAGCAAGAGUGUCUCAGACUACAUCAACAAGGGUAUUGCAGCUCUUGGCCUUGACGAGGGCAAAGAUCGCGGCAGCAGAGACAGGAGCAGAGACAGAGACGAUCGAUCAGAUCGCCGGGACCGCCGUCACCAUGACCGCGAUCACCGAGACAGAGACAGAGAAAGAGACUCCCGCUACAGCGGCUAUUCAGAUUCAGAUUCAGACACAGAAUAUGGCAGGGGGUAUUCGCGACGAGGCAGAGGCUCGAGAGAUGUAGGUCGAACGCGUUCCCUGAACGGCGGCAGAACCCCCCAACCCCCGCGCAGCGGUGGAACAACCGGAAAAACAAAAUCAGCAAUCACCGCGCGCGGUGGAUCCCCCAGCUCCGAUAGUGAUUCUGACCUAGGCGACAGUAGCGAUGAGAAAAAGACGCAGAAGAAGAUGAAGCGGGACAUGCUGCUGACAUCCGGGCUGGCGACCGUGGCCACGAUCCAUGCCGGACACAGUGUCUACGGGUCCGUGAACAAGCGCAAGAAGCGCAUGGCCCAGCUGAAGAGUGGUGAAAUUUCCGCCGAGGAAGCGCGCAAGCAGCGCAUGAAGGCGAAUGCGCUGGAUGUCGCGAGUAUUGGGCUUGCGGCGCUGGGUAUUAAGGGUGCCUAUGGCGAGUGGAAGGAGGUUAAUGAGAAGCGCAAGGAGACCAGCCAUUUCCAGGAAGAGUGUAUGCGCAGGGCGAUGAAGAGGGAACUUAGGCGCAAUCGGAGUAACUCAUUGCCUUCGUAUCAUCGAUGGCCGGAUGAGAUUGAGGAUGCGAGGGAUCAUGCUGGGUAUGGUGGACAGGGACAUGGGAGUUUCUCAUAUCAUGAUGGGAAUCCGUAUGGAGCUACGAUAGAGGCACCGGCGAUCUCUUAUUAG
This is a messenger RNA of Penicillium manginii, 1986 nucleotides long. RefSeq lists its product as uncharacterized. Bases 1 to 1986 code for a protein of 661 amino acids. The transcript has 2 exons. Lineage: Eukaryota; Fungi; Ascomycota; Eurotiomycetes; Eurotiales; Aspergillaceae. The record is from RefSeq and is a predicted model, not a curated record.